UUUUGUUCAGACCAGAGCUGGAUGUGUAGACCGUCACAUGUUGUUCCCCUCCUCCUCCUCCUCCUCCUCCUCCUCCCCAGUCCGGACGCCAGGAGACAUGUGUUAUUUAUCGUUCGGCUGUGGGAGAAGACGAACGGACGCACGACCGGCUCUGGACACAGAGGAUUAACAAGCCGGGAGCGCGCGUAAACGGUUCGCUCGUGUUCCUCCUCUCCGGCAGCCCGAGGACGAGGACCGGUCGUUGUGUCUGAGCGCGCAGAGGACGCGACGCGAGAAUGGCGAGUCCGCCUCCCGCGGCGGAGCAGGCGUCGGCGCCCGGCAGCAACAACAACAACAUCAAGAAAUGCGGUUAUCUGAAGAAGCAGAAACACGGACACCGGCGCUUUUUCGUCCUGAGAGAGCCGAGCGAGGGGUCGCCGGCGGCGCGCCUGGAGUACUACGAGAGCGAGAAGAAAUGGAAGAACAAAUCGGCCGCGAAGAGAGUGAUUCCCCUGGACUGCUGCCUGAACAUCAACAAGCGGGCGGACGCCAAGCACAAGCAUCUCAUCGCGCUCUACACCAAGGACGAGUACUUCGCCGUGGCGGCGGACAGCGAGCCGGAGCAGGAGAGCUGGUACCGCGCGCUGGCGGAUCUGAUGGCCGAGGGCAAAGUGUACGACGGCUCGGCGUCCUCGCUGGUCGGCUUCGACGAGGCGAGCUACGGCGUCAUAACGCCGGUCGCCGCCGCCUACCGGGAGGUCUGGCAAGUGGUCCUGAAAUCCAAGGGCCUGGGGCACAGCAGGAACCUGACCGGCGUGUACAGGCUGUGUCUCUCCAGCCGGACGAUCAGCUUCGUCAAGCUGAACUCGGAGGUCGCCUCCGUCGUCCUGCAGCUGAUGAACAUCCGCCGGUGCGGCCACUCCGACAGCUUCUUCUUCAUCGAGGUGGGGCGAUCUGCGGCCACGGGUCCCGGCGAGCUGUGGAUGCAGGCGGACGACUCGGUGGUGGCUCAGAACAUCCACGAAACCAUCCUGGAGGCGAUGAAAGCCAUGAAGGAGCUGUCGGAGUUCCGUCCGCGCAGCAAAAGCCAGUCGUCUGGUACCAACCCAAUCUCUGUGCCCACGAGGAGGCACCUGAACAAUCUCCCCCCCAGCCAGACGGGGCUUCCCCGGCGGUCGCGCACCGACAGCAUGUCCGCGACCUCUCCCUUGAGCAAAUUCUCCUCCUGUCGAAUACGCACGGCCAGCGAGGGCGAUGGCACCAUGACACGCCCUAUGUCGGUGACCGGGAGCCCACUAAGCCCGGGGGUCCACAGGACCCUCCUGAGCAGAUCUCACACCAUCACAACUCACCCCUGUCGGACAUUUGAGUCUUCUUCCCUCCAGCACAGUAAGUCCAUGUCUAUGCCCCUGUCUCAUUCCCCACCCAUGACCUCCCCUAGCCUUGUGAGUCUGUCCUCCUGCCAAGACACCGGCGCCCCUCGCCCCUCCAGUUGCAGUGCCUCCUUCUCGGGCUCACCCAGCGAUGCUGGUUUCAUAUCAUGCGAGGAGUACGGCUCUAGCCCCGCAGAUGCAAGGGACCUCAGGCUACCGCUCACCCUCCGCAGCAACACCCCUGAGUCUCUCAGAGCUGACACUCCCCCCUCCCGGGAGGGCAGUGAGCCUGAAGGCUACAUGGUGAUGGAACGGAAAAUUCUGAAUGGUUACCGACGGUUACCAGAGCUGGACAAGGCUUACCGAAAGCGCACGUACUCCCUCACCACCCCCCGCCAGCAGAGGGCCCCUCCCCAAGUAUCUUCAGCCUCCCUGGAUGAGUAUACUCUGAUGAGGGCCACAUACACCAGUGGAAGCCAGCCUUCUCGCAGGUGUCACACUGCCUCCCCUAAAGGGACCUAUCCUGAGGAUUACAGGGAUGUCCAGCUCGGAUCAAACAGUAUACAAGCUGAGAGUGGCUAUAUGCCAAUGAUGCCAGGUGUGGCACCUCCGACACCAGGGUCCAAGGAUGACCCCUACAUGCCAAUGAGCCCCAUGUGUGUUUCUGCCCCAAAACAGAUCAUCAACCCCCGUUCACACUCCUCCUCAGCAGGGCUGGCCCAGCACACAGAUUCCCCCGGGAGUGUUUCUCUGGAGGACAGUGGCUAUAUGCGCAUGUGGUGUGGAAACAAGAUGUCAAUGGAGAGCACUGAUGGAAAGCUCACCAAUGGAGAGUACUUGAAUAUGUCUCCUGUUGACCCUCUGGUGUCUCUUACACCCCCAGACUACAUCCUUAGUCCCACCGGAGGAGACCCCCACCCCCAACAACAUCACAGACUGCCUUAUUAUUACAGCUCUCUACCACGCUCACUUAAAGGCCCAUUGCAGCGCAAUGGGUCCACAGACACAGACCAGUAUGUGGUGAUGAGUUUACAGAGACAAAGGAUAGAAGAGGAGUCCAACUAUUGUCCUCUCUCUCCAGGAGACUCUGUGUCCAGCAACUGUCCAGGGACACCAGGCAACCUGACCUCGGUUGUAUCUCCUCUCAGACUGGCCCGGGUAGAUGGGGGCAUGGUACACAGGAGUAGGGUGUGUCGACCCACCCGUCUGGCUCUGGAAUCCCUCAGGAUAUUACCAUGUAUGAGUGAACACCCCCUUCCUUCAGAGCCACGAAGCCCUGGAGAGUACAUCAACAUAGACUUUAAUAGUGCUAUCCACGACCCUCAGGCAUCCAUCGUGUCAGAGAGCUCUGAGUCUACUGUGAGUUUAAUUUGUGGGAAAAGGGGUUCACUACCACUCUCAGACUAUGCCAAUGUUGACGUCAGCUCCCCAGGUCACCUUGGUGCAACCCAAGUGAGGGGUUCCUCCCCACUUGGCUGCCUAAACCACACGCCUGAAGCCUUGACCUGUCCUGUGGUGACCACACAGCAGGGCGUGCAGGGAGGUGAGGAGAAAGAAGAGGAAAAAAGCCUUGUGGGACAGGCAGAGGAGAGGGGGAUGGUAGAGGAAUAUCCUCUCCAACAGCAGGUGAGUCUGGUGUGUCAGCCUGUACCAGUCAAGGAUGACUAUACUGAGAUGAGUUUCAGUCCUCCGGCCCCUCUCCCGGCUCUUUGCAGCACUGAUGCUACUUCCCUCCCUACCAGCCCUACUUCCUGUGUCCAGAGACUUAACCUUGGGAGCAGCAUUGUGGAUGGGGUGCCCCAUGUCCCAGAAGAUUCAUUUCUUUUGGGGGGUCCAUCAUUAUCGGUCACCCUUGUGGAUCCAAACAGGGGGGCCAAAGUGAUCAAAGCCGACCCCCAGGGUCGCCGGCGGCACAGUUCUGAGACGUUUUCCUCCACCACCACUGUCACACCUGUCUGUCCAUCCUUUGCCCACGACACCAAACGGCACAGCUCUGCCUCUGUGGAGAAUGUAUCUCAGACUGUUGGCUGCUCUGAGGGACCCGACGAGGACUAUGGCAACAACAGCCCCAUGUGCAGGGAGAUGUCAGCUGGUUAUCAAAAUGGACUUAACUACAUUGCCUUAAACUUGAUGGAGGGGAACUUUGGAGGAUGCCGAUUAAGCGGCUGUGAUGGACUUCUGAGGUUCAAGACGGCCUGUGGCUGCAAGGGAGGCAUGAAUUGUUUCAACACGAGCCCGUACGCAAGCAUGGGAUUCAAGGAGACUGCUGCUGCCGCCGUGAAAGAAUGAAGGUUGGCGGGUCCACCCCCUCCCCCUCCUUCUCCUGUGAGCGUAGGCUUUGGCUGCAGCCGAGUGACGAGGUCGCCACGGCGACAGUUGGACCAUGCGCUGCAGCCGAUGUCCUUUGACCUCUUAGCUGCCUUCAAGGUUCACAGGGACUGCCAUCGCCAUGGCAACAUGGACACUUGACCCUUGCCCCAAAUCUUCCCUCCGCUUUUCUUGGCACCAAAACAUUCAGGCGCCAUUGCUGCUGUAGUACUAGAUUACUUAAAAAGAAAAAUAACAAGAACUUAAAUGGACUACUAACUCUAACUAUGGAUAGGUAACUAUUUAUCUAUUUAUCUCUGUACGUAGGCCUGCAAACUUGUUCUGCAGUAUAUUAUUAUGUUGAUUAUUGUUGUUAUUACCAUUCAAACACUUUCAACUGGCUUUUCUUUUGGCUUCAGCCAAUAGUCGCCAGAGACUCUUGCCUGAAAAACCUGUGAACCAAACCUGGACAGCACGCGUGCGUGCACACACGCAAAAAAACCUUACAUGCAUACAGAUUACAUGUAUUUAUUUAUUUAUCUAUCAUGUCUGUAUGCUGUAAAUGAAAAUGUGUGUGUACGUUUUUAUACAGAUUGUACUGCAAAAAAGAGGUGGCAUUUAUGAAAAUAUUUUAAAAAUCUGAGUUAACAUUUGCUUAAGAAAAAGAGUAAACCCUACCUCAGCAAAAAACCAGGUUGGUACCAAUUCACACAGUAGAAAUAUAUAUAAAAUAUUUAUUUUCGGAGGUGAAUGUUUUUUAAGAAACACCAAUCCAAAGCCUUACUCGAACCGUCAGCCCCCACCUGAUGGACCUUUUUUUUUUUAAAGUUUGGAACUAUACACACGCAGUAUAUCAAAGAUUCGCCCGAUCAUCUUAGAGACUGAAUGUGCGUCAGAGCCGAAUGAGAGACAGCCCCUCUGAGAUUACGCCCCCUCUCUCCCCCACACACAUUUAUGACAAUAUUAUGUAUUAAAAAAUCCCAUAGUAAUAUAUUUAUUAAUAUGCCUGAGAUGGGAGGAUUCAUACACACUUACAAAGAAUACUUGCAGAACCUGAGAGGAAUUCUCGACAUGGCAUUGCAUCACACGUGCAUGCGUGUUCAAAGUAAUGCUGCACGAAGCCGGUCCACGUGGCCCCUGCCUGAGCAUAAGUCUCAGCACCUUUGUACACUUUACCAACUCACUGCUCACCUGUGAUCUCCUGCACGCCCACGCAGCCCGUGGGAGGUGUUAUGACCUGUCAAAACAAGGGUUGGGCACAUGAAUGUUUUGAAGUUAUUUGUACAGAGUAACUGGACAGCCCAGUGCGGUACAAACUCUCACCGGAUGCCUCGUUUGUGGGCGUCUCGUCACAACCACACCAGACAGCACUGAGCAAUGUGGCGAGCGCAGGACGCAGGUCCGACCGGCUGUCCAAUGAGCCGCCUCGGUAAGCUUGAAUUCACGGGCCUCCACUGCAUGGUCUUGCACUUACAAACUUUUCUAGAUUGUAACACAAGACAACGUUGAAUGUAGUACACGCUGUGUUCCGAGCUCGGGAACACUCACACUCUCUCUCACACACACACACACACACACACACACACACACACACACACACACACACACACACACACACACACACACACACACACACACACACACACACACACACACACACACACACACACACACACACACACACACACACACAAACCCAACAAACAACCACGACAACGGCAACGGCAGUAACGAAACAUGCAGAGGUAGAGAACGGAGACAGAGACAAACCAGGGGAAAGUAUCUUCUUAUUUAUCUGAGUUCACUGGUACCUAACCUUUGCUUAAAUACUGUAAAUAGUGCAAUGUUACAGAGAAUUACAUCUAAGCAAACGCUGCAAAAAUUUGGAGAGAUGUUUAAGUUAAAUGACUUGUGUUGUUUGUACUGUACAUAGUAUGUGUUUGAGUGAACUUUCUGAUACAACAAAAGCACUAAUUAAGUUAUAUGCUACAUAGUAUGGUUUGGCUUUGAUUUCUUUUCUUUUUUUCUUUUUUCAAACUGUCCCGGGAUAGUCUUGUGAAACGGAAGCCACUAUGAGGACAUUUUCUAAUGCUGUAAUUCAGAAAAAAAGAUUUUAAGAGAAAUUAUUAAUACUUGACAUAGUUAAUUCUUGUUUCUAAGGUACAACACAAAUGGCAUAUAUGCAAUAUUUACACUUUUAAAAAAUUAGUUUACAAUGAUGUACCAAAUGUAUAAAUACUGUUAAUAAUGUUUGUUAAACCUUAAAUCAGAUUUUUGCUGUUUGUACAUUGAUUUCUUCGAAUUUGAAAUGGAAACUUUUUUCUGCUUUUUUUUUGAGCUGUGUUUUGCAUUUGGAUAAUGUUUCAACUUUUUAUUCAGCAUCCUAAAGGUUACGAUAUGGGCUCUUGCUUAUCUUGCUGUGUCUUUCAUUGUAAAUAUUUCAUAUCUUGCAUAUUGUGAUGCUACUAAGAGAUGAUAAUUUAAACAUAGUUCAUUGCUUUAGAUUGUAUUGAUUCUUUAUAGACACAUGCAAUAAAUAAUGAUGUUAUUUAAGAGA
Molecule: messenger RNA, 6216 nt
Organism: Scophthalmus maximus (turbot)
Lineage: Eukaryota; Metazoa; Chordata; Actinopteri; Pleuronectiformes; Scophthalmidae
Gene: irs2b
Product: insulin receptor substrate 2b
Exons: 2
Coding region: 276-3641 (1121 amino acids)
Biological process (GO): insulin receptor signaling pathway
Cellular component (GO): plasma membrane; cytosol
Molecular function (GO): phosphatidylinositol 3-kinase binding; insulin receptor binding
Source: RefSeq, a predicted model, not a curated record